AUGGAGAACCAAAGCAGCCAAAGAAACCUCGAUCCUCUGCAUAAUCAUGGCAUUCGUAUCACAACCCCUCAAGGCCCAGCUCCACCCAAAAUCCGUCGCUCUGAUUUUCCCAAAGAUUUUAUCUUUGGUUCUGCAACAUCGGCUUAUCAGGUAGAAGGUGCCUGGAAUGAAGAUGGUAAAGGCGAGAGUAAUUGGGAUCGUUUCACAUCGGAUAAUCCUGAAUCACUACCAUCAGUGGAAGGAGGAAGAUUAAGUGCUGGUGUAAACAGAGAAGGAGUUAAUUACUAUAAUAGUCUUAUAAACGUGCUCGUGGCUGAAGGCAUUACACCUUGUGCAACUAUCUUUCACUGGGAUGUUCCCCAAUGUUUGGAAGAGGAGUAUGGUGGCUUUUUAAGCCCUCAGAUUGUGGAAGAUUUUUCCGAUUUUGCCGAGAUUUGCUUCUGGGAAUUUGGUGAUCGUGUGAAACUUUGGAUCACAUUGAAUGAGCCAUGGAGCUUUGCUGUUUCUGGAUAUGCGUUAGGUAUUUUUGCACCUGGCCGGGGUCCAACACAAGAUGAGAAUGUAACAAUAGCUGUCCAUCGUCAUAGAUGUAAUGUUCAGGAUAAAAAUAUUUGCGGCGAGGGAAAUCCAGGCACGGAACCGUAUAUUGUCGCACAUCAUUUGAUCCUUGCACAUGCAGUAGCAGUUGAUAUAUACAGGAAAAUCAUUCAGAAACUUCAAGGGGGCAAGAUUGGGGUCACAAAUGUCACAGCAUGGUAUGAGCCACUCAAUAACACAACAGCUGAUAAAGAGGCUGCUUCAAGGGCAGUUGAUUUUGCGUUGGGAUGGUUUGUAGCACCCGUGGUUACUGGUGAUUAUCCACCAGUUAUGAGACGAUUACUAAGAGACCGCCUUCCCAAAUUUACACAAGAGCAGGUUACUCUGGUGAAGGGAUUCUAUGACUUUUUAGGAAUAAACUACUACACUACUCAUUAUGCAACAAAUGCACCAAGGCACCUGGUGCAAAACCAUGUUACAAUAAUGAUCACGAGGUUCAAACAUCAACUGCACGUAAUGGGAUGCCGAUAGGUGAACAGGCUGGUUCUAGUUGGUUGUACAUUGUUCCAGAAGGGCUUUACAAGCUCUUGGUUCAUUUGAAAGAAAGAUACAAUAAUCCCAAUAUUUACAUCACAGAGAAUGGAGUGGAUGAAUUGAACAAUAGAACAACAGUUGCACAAGCCCGGUUUGACUAUAUGAGGGUUAGAUCUCACCAUGACCACCUUCUCCAAAUUA
Olea europaea var. sylvestris is the source of this 1272-nucleotide messenger RNA. Its product is annotated as raucaffricine-O-beta-D-glucosidase-like. The transcript is spliced from 11 exons. The record is from RefSeq and is a predicted model, not a curated record. Gene Ontology annotation, biological process: carbohydrate metabolic process. NCBI's taxonomy places the organism in Eukaryota, Viridiplantae, Streptophyta, Magnoliopsida, Lamiales, Oleaceae. Gene Ontology annotation, molecular function: beta-glucosidase activity. Bases 1 to 1068 code for a protein of 355 amino acids.